This is a messenger RNA of Motacilla alba alba, 2964 nucleotides long. RefSeq names its product golgin, RAB6 interacting (gene GORAB). Gene Ontology annotation, biological process: non-motile cilium assembly. Lineage: Eukaryota; Metazoa; Chordata; Aves; Passeriformes; Motacillidae. The record is from RefSeq and is a predicted model, not a curated record. The coding region runs from base 112 to 807 and encodes 231 amino acids. The transcript is spliced from 5 exons.
GCCGCGGCUCGAGGCCCCCGGCCGCGCUGUCCGUGGCGUUCGCCUGCGGCGGCGGCGCGGCGGCGCCGGGGCAGCCGCGGGGCCUGCGCGGCGGGAGGAGGAGGGAGCGCCAUGGCCGAGGCCUGGGCCGGCUUCUCGCAGGAGGAGCUGCGGCGGCUGCGGGGGCAGCGCCCAGAUUUGUACGAGCCCUCAGCGCCGCCGCCGCCGCCGCAGCCUCGCCCCCAGGCUGUGCCCAAGACUCGGAAGCAACUGCAACGGGAAAAAGCUCUCCAGCAGCAGAGCCAGAGGCUGGGGCUGCAGGGAGGAGCAGCCUCUGUCACUCCAGAGCAGCUGCUUUCUGCUCCACAACCCAAACCUUGUGACCCCCAGCAGCCCGGGCCAGCACCUGGGGGUGAGAGGCAAAGGGACAGCCGAGAGCAGCAGGAGGGAGUGACACCGGCAGAGUCUUGCAAUGGCAGGGACAGUGCCCAGCCCCGCCCUACAAAGCCCACCAGCCAAGUGGAGAGAAAGAAAGUGGAAUUGUUAGUAAGUCGGCAGGAAAAAUCCCGAUGGGAGAUCCUCCAGCAGGAGCAGCGGCUGAUAGAAGAGAAGAAUAAACGCAAGAAGGCACUCCUGGCCAGAGCCAUUGCUGAGAGAUCCAAAAGAACUCAAGCCGAAACGGUGAAACUGAAGAGGAUUCAGAAGGAGCUGCAGGCUCUGGAUGACAUGGUGUCUGCUGACAUCGGCAUCCUGAGGAACCGCAUCGACCAGGCCAGCCUGGACUACUCCUAUGCCCGGGGGAAAGAGGUUUUUCUUGGAAAGUCCUGAAAUGAAAAUCCUGCUCAGGGAAAUUUGCUUGUUCAUGACAGCUCUGGUCCUGCUGGAAUCAAUGAGACCAGUUAAGCUUAAAACAUAUAAUCCUGCUGAAGCAUUUUUGCAACUAGGACCAAAAAUUGAAGGAAGAGGGAAGCUUUUAACCCUUCACAAUGUGCCUUUAAUCACUGUGGGUGUGAUGAGUUCCUUAAAGGCAAGAAAUGAAUGGGAGCACCCCAUUAGCUGUGGGUAAACCACAACAUCAGUAGAUAAACAGCAGCGUGUUUGUGCAGCCGGUUCAUAAAGCAGAAAUGUUCGCUCGCGGUUUUUGGUUCACCAUUCAAUGUGUUAAAUGCUCAUUUCUCCUUCUGACUUCUGCCGUACCAUGACCACAGGCCAAUAAAGCUGGUAAUUAGCCUUGAAAAAAAUAGCAGUGGUAGCUAAAAUAAUUAAGAUCUCUUUGGUGUAAUUAUCAUUUGAAAUGUCUAAGAUUAACUGUAGUUAGCCUGGCUGAUUGCACGUGAACACAGAAUUUCAUGUGCUCAAGAGGAAAAAACAUUUCAAUGGAUUUUAGGUUUCAUCUGGUUUCUAAAAGCAUUAAAUGCUCCUGAAAUCUUCUUACCCAAGUUUUGUAAUAAUGUAUCUAUUUGAAAUGCUUACUGGCUGAAGAGCACAAGCAGCUCUUGACGUUAGGAAAGCAGUUUUCAAGGACAAUAGCAAAGGGAGAUGCUAGUAGGACAAGUGGGUUAACUUCACCAAAAUCUUAAUGACUUUCAUUAAUUUAGUAGGUGUUUUCUUGAGGGAAGUAUUUGGCAAUGUGAGGUAGAUACUUCCAGUGUUGUAGUUCUUAUGAGCCAAAGCCAAUUUACUUUUAAGUGGAGUCUUUUAAAGCAGUUUCUUAUUGUUUGCCUUUUGUUCUAGGGCUAAAACAUAAUGCAUUUCAAUGUGCUAAAGAGGGCAAUGUUAAAUAGUCCUGAGCACAUAGCUAGUUAGCAUCAUUUGACAAUUGCUGUGGAAUAGAAUUUUUGUAAAUACAGUGUGACUAAUAGGUGGGAAUUCAGCCCAAAGGUUUAGCUGUGCAGAUGUUUCCAGCAUCGCAUUGGUUUUGCCACUUCAGGUAUCUGACCCAGAGAAAUCUUGACUUUCUUGAGGGGGAAACAUAAGUGAGCAUCUUCUGCCCACUGCAGACAUAGCCUUUACAGCUGGGUAAAAGUCACGUGGUUAUUAUAUAAAAGAAGAUACUUGGGAAGAUUUUUCUAUGUCUUAUUUACUUCUGUUUCACUAAGCAAAGGACCUCUGCCAUCUUUCUGUUGCUUUGUUUGAGCAGAUACUGGAAUCUGGUUUUAUAAAAGAGCUGGAUUCCUUAUUCAACCACCUCACUAAUACUAGUUUUAUCAGUGCUCUGUAGUCAAGCUGCAAAAGCCUUUGUGUGUUCCCUUCCCUGAUGAGCAAGAUUGCAUCUAUCUUUUGAUUAGAAUUAAUACACAGGUUCACUGAUGUAGUGAAAGUUGCAUCAUUAAUGUGGACACCAGCUAUUAAAGUGCUAGAUAUUCUCUGUUAACUCAAUAAAUACUUGGAAUAUUCCCUUUUUGCUGUAUUUGUCAUGGCAGGAAGUGCAAAUUGGCAGGAGGUGAGUGUCAGGACGGAUGCUUGCAAUAAAAUUCUACAUCUGUGUUGAUGUCACGUGCUGUGUCAGUCUGUGCUGCCCCUGAUUUUCUGAACAUGGUUACGAGCGGCUAGAAAAGCACAUGAUCCAAAUGUCAACGUGCUCCAUCGAGCAUCUGUAUCUGUGGGGGGGUGGUUGGGCUAGAAAAACACCCGACUCUCUGUGGUGUUUCAGUUCACUGAGAGGGUGUUCAUUAGAAGUGUGAAAACACUGCCAUUUCUGAUGGGUUCUUUCUGCUGCCAGUGAUGCAUCUCUUCAAACAGGCAGUAAAGAUGGGUGUUUGAGAUGCAACCUGAGCAAGUUGACUCUUGGGGUAUACAACAGCAGAGCCCCCAGUGUCCAGAGAAGUUUCGAUCGAUUCACUCUUAUUUUUUCCCUCUUGCUAAUGUGGCAGCAUGUCAUGAACAGCUGGCACAAUGCAUUGCAGAGCACGUUGCAUUCCAGGGCUUCCUAAAGUACCCGUGCCUGUGUCAGAGUGCGAGGUGCUGUGAGAAUUAACCCUCCAG